AAACCCCACUGAAGAAGAAGAAGAAGAAGAAGAAGAGGUUGCGCUGCUGAGCACUGGUGGUGUGCUGCAAUUUACAGCUGAUCUAGCUAGUACAGUGUGUGGGAACUCAGGAAACCGUUUUCCGUGCGUGUUGUCUUGAGUACCAGCAAUGGCCUUGUUGAAAUCUAGCAAGAUAAUUUCUACCGUCGGGGUUCACCCUCCAUUGGGUGUACUCUCCAUUCGUGCCAGCUCAUGGUGGUCCGAGGUGCAGAUGGGUCCCCCUGACCCCAUCCUGGGGGUGUCGGAGGCCUACAAGCGUGACACCAACCCUAAGAAGAUGAACCUGGGUGUAGGAGCAUACCGUGAUGACCAGGGCAAGCCAUAUGUCCUCAGCUGUGUUCGCAAGGCUGAAGCUCAGAUUGCUGCAAAGAAGCUGGACAAAGAAUACCUGGCUAUUGGCGGUCUGGGGGACUUUACCAAGGCAUGCGCCAAGCUGGCUUUGGGAGACGACAAUGAGGUCAUCAAGAGUGGCAGGAACAUCACUGUCCAAACUAUUUCUGGAACUGGGUCCUUGAGAAUUGGAGCCAACUUCCUGUCCCGUUUCCAUACAGAGGCCCGGGAUGUGUACCUGCCCAAGCCCUCCUGGGGGAACCAUACACCUAUCUUCAGAGACGCUGGGAUGCAACUGAAGGCCUACACCUACUAUGACCCAAAGACCUGUGGCUUUGACUUCCAGGGAGCCCUGAAUGACAUCUCUAAAAUCCCUGAGAAAAGUGUCAUCAUGCUUCAUGCCUGUGCCCACAACCCCACAGGAGUGGACCCUCGGCCAGAGCAGUGGAAGGAGAUUGCUAACCUGGUGAAGAAAAGGAACCUCCUGGUGUUCUUUGACAUGGCCUACCAGGGCUUUGCCAGUGGUGAUAUUGACCGUGAUGCCUGGGCUGUCCGUUAUUUCAUUGAGCAAGGCCACAACAUUGUGCUCUCUCAGUCCUUUGCUAAGAACAUGGGUCUCUAUGGUGAGCGUGUUGGGGGCUUCACUGUGGUGUGUAAGGAUGCUGAGGAGGCCAAGCGUGUGGAGUCCCAGCUGAAGAUCCUCAUUCGGCCCAUCUACUCCAACCCUCCCAUGAACGGAGCGCGCAUCGCUGCCACCAUCCUCAAUACACCAGACCUGUACAAAGAGUGGCUGGGGGAGGUGCAUGGCAUGGCCAACCGCAUCAUCACAAUGAGGGAGCUGUUAGUGGCCAACCUGAAGAAGGAGGGCUCCACUCAGAACUGGCAGCACGUCAUUGACCAAAUUGGCAUGUUCUGCUUCACAGGGCUGAAGCCUGAACAGGUGGCGCGCCUCACGAAGGAAUUCUCCGUCUACAUGACAAAGGAUGGGCGUAUCUCCAUGGCUGGUGUCACCUCUGGCAAUGUGGGUUACCUUGCACAAGGUAUCCAUGCAGUGACCAAGUGAGAUGGCUGACCAGGAGUCACACCGUAGUCCCCACCAGAGGACAGAGGGGUGGUAGCGUCAGACAAGAAAAACUAAACAACCUUUAUGUAAAUCAACCCUCUCCUCUGCUUUCCUUUAGGGAAAGACCCAAAAGUAAUAAGAUAUACCAUAGGGUUAUUUUUGUUGGCAUUUUCUGUUGGCAUUGUCUAGAUAUUGUAUGUUGGACCAUCUGUGACUAGGUUUUUAAUGUGGGUUCCCUGGAAAAAUAUCCAUUACCCUCCCUCAGACAUACAUGCAGUGGUCAUGAGCUCAAAAUAUAUUGUGUAAGUCAUACUUGACAAUGAAAACUAACAAGCACAAUAUCACUGUUUGGAAUCAUGUCCUAUAAGUCCUCUCACUUGGCUUGAGCACACCCUGUCUCUAAGAACUGUGCUCAACUAUUGGGUGUGACAUGGAACUCCAAAGUAAUAAUGAUUAAGACAUUUCUCUAGAAAAUUAUUUACUAAAGAUACUGUCUCUCUUUCAGGUAAUUUUAUUGAAAUGUGCGUCUAAUUUAUUAAGGAUUAAUUUACAAAACCUCUUUCAAAAAGGUGCUGCAAACCUUUGUUUCAACGUUAUAAUGCCAGUGGAACCUUUCUAGGUGAUGGUACUGGAGUCAUGGCACUUGUUUUAUGUGGGACGAUAUGUGCUGCAUGGAGUCACUGAUUGUGAUGAUCAGCCAGCCACAAUGUGUGCUAAGGAUGUUAUUUUGCUGUUGUAACUUAUUGUAACGGAUGAGCACUGUCUACCAAUCAACAACUGCCACAUCUCCCACUGAUGUACCAUGUAAUUAAAUAUAACUAUAUUAUAUAAAUCUAUCUAUGGGCUGUACACAGUAUACUGUAUGAACUGUUUUGACUCUCAAUUAGCAGGAGCAUGAAGGGUGUUUCGUUGCUUGCACAUUGCUUUGUACUCCCAUACCCCGUCAUUUUCUUGACCAUCAUUGAAAGUCAAAUGUAAUGCACCUUAAGAUGCCCUCUGACUUUUAAAUGGUGUACAUCACAGGCUGCUGGUGGCACCUUAAUUGGUGAGGACGGGCUCAUAGUAGUCACUGGAACGGAAUAAAUGGAAUGAUAUUGAAUGCAGCAAACACGUUUUCCAUGUGUUUGAUACCAUUCCAUUCACUCCAUUCCAGCCAUUAUUAUGAGCCGUUCUCCCCUUCAGCAGCCUCCUGUGGUACACAUUUCUGAGGGGCCAUGGAAAGCACAGUUCAGGCGACCGGUAACACUUUCCCUCAAAGCCAAGCAUUGGCUUGAAAUUCAGAGUUAUGGUUUUUACUUUGUGUUGUGAAAGAACAAGAUUAAUGGUGGGCUCCACCUUGUACAUUAUGGUAUGCAGGGUCACAAAUGUUCUAAAGCAUGUCAGUAGAAGCUUUGAAAGGGUUUUCAAUCACCUGCUCUGUUGAAGUUCCAGAACUCUGACACCAUGUGGUCUCAGGAGUUAGAAUUAUUUUAUUUUUGCACAUUUGGUGGAGGCAUCUGUUUCUGUUCCGAAUAGACACUGAUUUGAACUACUGUACCCCUGAUCUUUUUCUGGCCAACAUCACUAUCCACUUCUGUUUCAUGGAUUCAUUAAACUGAAGUUCAUUUGAAUGGUACUAAUCUGAUCAUGAUUAUGUUUCUCAGAAGAUGUUAUUAAUGUUAGACCAGUGUAAGUUAUCACUGUAAAAUAAAGAUGGUUGCACAGUU
Messenger RNA from Coregonus clupeaformis (lake whitefish), 3138 nucleotides. Its product is annotated as aspartate aminotransferase, mitochondrial. Gene Ontology annotation, molecular function: L-aspartate:2-oxoglutarate transaminase activity; pyridoxal phosphate binding. NCBI's taxonomy places the organism in Eukaryota, Metazoa, Chordata, Actinopteri, Salmoniformes, Salmonidae. Gene Ontology annotation, biological process: biosynthetic process; L-aspartate catabolic process. The record is from RefSeq and is a predicted model, not a curated record. The coding region runs from base 149 to 1432 and encodes 427 amino acids. Gene Ontology annotation, cellular component: mitochondrion. The transcript is spliced from 10 exons.